Caenorhabditis sp. 36 PRJEB53466 is the source of this 18636-nucleotide messenger RNA. The record is from the annotation of a GenBank genome assembly. Lineage: Eukaryota; Metazoa; Nematoda; Chromadorea; Rhabditida; Rhabditidae.
AUGGAAAAGGACUAUCUCGGGUUCGAUGACAUUUUCAAAGAAUUAUGCAUAGAUGAGUAAGUUUUUAGUGAAAAAAAUAUCAAACAUUGUAAGAAUAUAUGGAUUAUUGCAGGAAAAAUGCAUUCGGGUUGCUGCGUGAGAUGCGCUUCAUUAGUGAGCGUGUUAUUGCCGAAUACCAACCUUUGGAAGAGACCUUAUCGGUACGCAAACGGAAGACAGAACGGUCUCAUUGAUUUUUUCUUUGCAGGUCCGUGAGAUCCUCCAUCCGCUGGAACCGCACCGCACAAAUGAACCGUAUUUCGUCCACAAACUAGUGAAUAAGGAUAACAAUGAAUUCGUGACCGCAAUCGACUUCCACGAGCACAUUACAUAUUUUCCGUUUUCCAAAAACAACGGAGAUGUCUGUCUCGCUCGAUAUAUUAGUAACUUUAAUGACAUUAAUUUGUGAGUGCAAACCGAUAUGUACAGUUUUUUUCAAACGGAACUGUCAUUUUCAGCACAAAGAUUAGUGAGCAGAAUCUCUGUUUCUUCCCGGGUGAAACGGUUGACGGAGUUCGCGUUGGUCGUACCGACAAGGGAAUGCUCGCCGUCAAUCAUCGUACAAACGGUUCUGUGUUAGUGCACAUCGAUUCUCUCAAAAGAUUGACCAAACUAAGAAAAAUGUUGUUUCAGAAAUAGCACUGUGAGCAUUAUUGAUUUGGUGAAACCAGCUCGGAAUCUCGUCUACUUUGACUCAGCGAGACCUGUAAAUACUAUUGACUGGAUGUGGUACGUAAUGGAAGGAAAGAAAGGUUGUAAUCCAAUAACUGUUCAGGCAUAGUACUUGCCAUCUUGCUAUUGGAGACGGUGAAUCUCUCCGUUUUGUGGACAUUCGUUGUCCGAAGAUUAUCGAUGCAGUAUUCUUUGCGGGUGGUGUUCAGAAAGCCGCAGUCACUUCCACGAGACCAUCGGAAAUCGCAGUUUGGGACGGUAGAAAUGUACUUCUGUACGACAUGCGCAAAACUGACGUUCCGAGCUGUAUUUAUGAUGUUGGAAUGGACAAAUGCGAAUCACUGAUCGAUAUGAGAUUCAAUCCAUAUAUAACUAACCAAUUAUUUGUACAUACCAGCUCUCGUCGUGUUUUAGCGAUGAAAGUGAAUCCUGCAAAUCUAAUUAGUGGAAGAGUUAGUACUUUCAUAACCAACUAACACUCAUAAUUGGUUUUAGGCACUAUCUGAGGAUUUUACCGACAAAUGGCAUGCUAUCACGUUCAAGCACAUCGAUCGUGGAGCCACGGCUACUCGUCACUCUCUCCAGCGACGAGAAACGUACGUUUUGACAUUUUCUGUAAUCUCAACAACUUUUUUUGCAGAAUGCCGCUUGAGGAUGUUGAAGUAACAUUAUUAAAUUAUCACGACCACUUUGAAGCGGCUAAAACAGAUUCAGAAAUCCCGGUUCCGUCUCAUUGGUGUUAUCCGGAAGAUAUUGUUAGUCAAUUGUCUUCAAAUCCUCUCUUUGAAAUGUGAUUUUCAGGACGAAUCUGUAUUUGAUAGACUCGAUAAGAUCAGUGAGAUUGAUUUCGAGAGUUAUAUAUCAAAAACAGCUGAGCGUGUUGCGGCGGAGUACGACAACUAUUUCAAACGGGACAAACCGAUCUAUGAAGCGCUAGACGUCGAAACAUUCGAUUUCAUCCUUCCUGGUGUGAAUGGAAUCCUGUGCUAUGAUAGAAUCGAGCAGGACUAUAAAUGUGUCAGAGUAUGUGCUAGUCUGUGUGAUAAGUUGCCAACCUGAUUGCUUUCAGAGUCCGCGACACUACGAGGGAUCCAACGACCCUUACGGCGGAACAGACUCGAUUCACUUCCUUAGGGGAAUACAGAUUCAGGAAAUGAUUCCGGCUCAAACCGUCAGAAUGUUUUGUUCGAGAUUCAAGAAAGGUUGGAAUGCUUAUCAAACUUCGGAAGGAACUUUGAAGGAUUUGGUACACCGAAUAACUUGUGAAAAUGACGCGUUCUGGGCAAGAUGGAUGGCCAGAUCAUCGCACAUUCAGUAUUCUGCAAAAGGUUUGUCCGAAUUUUUGAGUAAUUUUUCUCUAAACUUCUCGCAUUCAGAGUUCCGGACAAUUGGAGAGGAGGGAAAGGCGUGGAAAGACUAUGUGGCACCAUUCGAAGGACCGCUCCCGGAAGUGUUUCUGCCUCCAUAUGAGGAACCGAAGGACGAGAUUGCCGCUGCGGAAAUCUCCCAAAUGGUCGCGCCAUUCUUCCGUUUGUUCCUUCCGGAUCCCCGACCUGAUUUGCUUCCGGAAAACGAAUCAGAUGAAGACGAUAAACUGCCCAAUCCAUACGAAGAUCUUCCUCCUCACCCCGAACCAGAAAACGGUGGUCUUCCAUUGAACCUGUCGCAAAAAAUGAGAACGCUUUGCAAGUGUCACGCCAAACUUCGUUACUAUUACAAGAAGAAGAACGAGAAGAAGUACAUGUACGCGCCCGUCGAAAGAAAUGUCGUGAUUGGUAGAAGCAAGCGCAUCCGAGAAAAGUUCUGGCGUAUCGAUUGGCAUUUUCUGUCAAAACCUCAAAUCCUGAAGCAUUGUCAACAGGUUGACAUAAAGUGUGCUCGUAGGAACAUACUCGAGGACUUGAAGAGGUUCCAACGUUUCCACCCGAGGGAGUUCCAAAAGCGAGUGCUGCCGCCAAAGUUGAUCACCGAUUCCUCAUCAGUUUUUAUGAAACCCGAAUACAUCAAAGAGCGUGAAGCGAAGGAGAGAGAAAUGAGGGAAAAGGCGGCGGCCCCAAUCACUGCUCCUAUUGGACUUUCCUUGGCCGAAUCCAAAGAGGACGGAGCGACAGACAAAUCCGGAAAGAAAUCGGCACCUCCGGUGAUCCCCGAUGUGUCAGGAGUGGAAGAUCCGGAGCAUGCUCGCUUCUUGAUCCGUGCUGCAAUUCAAUUGGCUGAUGAUGACAGUAGCUCCGACGAGGAGACUCCAGCUGCAGAGAAAGAAGAAAAAGACGAAUUUGAGUAUGAGACUCCUGAAGAUGCUUACUUCGGUAUCAAGAAACGGCGAAUGUACGUUGUGUUCAAACCAGCGACUGAUGCACUCGGAUUCAAGAGAUACAAGCCCGAUCGUCUGAACGAAAACCAUUUUGUGAGACAGUUGGAACGUCUGAUGUACUGGGGAACACGAAACUACGAGCGCGGUGUUAUGGAAGGCCGCUAUGUGGAGAACGACAAGCGGCAAUCGAGUGUGAAAGAACGGUCCUCUUUGGAUUUCCAGGCCGCGUUGACAAGUCACAAGAAGGUCGCCUGGCAAACGUUCUACGACAAGUACUUCUUCUUCUCGGAGAACUGCUCCUACAAUCAGAUCCUUCGCAAAGCGAUACAAAUGUACAAUGCAAUGUGCCACUAUGACGAUACGAAAGGCGUCCACAACACUGCUGUACAUGAGCGCAUGGUGAGUAGUUCUUCUGAUUGCUCUAAAAUUAUACAAUUUUCAGGUGUACGGAAUCAAGCCGCAACUGCUCUUGAAUAAACCAUCCAUAAAAGAAAUAAUGGAACUGCGAAGGGACUGUGCUAUGGUUGUUGGAACCAUUCCGAAUUAUAACCAGUUUAUGAAUUUUAUCAAAGCGGAAGUUCCCUACUACUUUGACCACCAACUGAGCUUUGAUGAGUUUCAUGGUGACGAUUUGCCUGAAAUAGAGAAGAAAUCUAUAAUGGUACUGAUUCGAUUAUCAUUUGUUUUUAAAAUGACAAAGUAUUUUUUGCAGAAGCCAACUGCCGUGUACAAUAAAGAAAUCGAGUAUAUGAUUCCAGACGGAAAAGUGAGAUACUGUGAAGUGGACUGUGUAAGUUUUGCUCUUUAUAUAUGUCUGAUCAGAUCAUGUUGAAUUUUCAGCCUCCAGAUUUUCUCGAGGAAUUCUACGAUAAUCGUUACAAGCUUCGUCACCUAUUUCGUGGAUCUAAGUGCCUGGAAGAUAUGCAGAGUGCCCCAUCAAAUAAUUCACUCCUGCGCAGAACCAAAUCUUGUCCCGAGCUCUGCUUGGACAAGAUCACGCUUGAGAAGCAAGAGGAAUACGAUGACGUCAUUUACUCGGAGGCAGUCCGUCGUUCUAUGUGUCGGAAACUUAUUUACGACUACAAAGGGUCGGACAGAGACUAUUCGAACGCACAAGACGACGCCAGAUUCAAAGAAAAUUUGAAACUUCAUUGGGAUGACGAUAUGUCAGCACAUGCACAAAACGAGCUUGAUCUGCUGAAGCAAUUGGCACACAUGGCUGAUCCGCUGUUUAUUGACUGGGACUCGCCGAUGAUCGAUGAUGUUGACCGCAAAACUGGCAAAAAAUUCAUGCGGCGUGUAUGUGAUACUAUGAAACCCCUAUAAACAAGAAAACCAUUUUCCAGGUCGUUCCCUUCCCGGCACCACAACCACCACGCCAGAUAGUUGAUGUUGAAGAGUUGUUUGAAGAUAUUCCUGUGGAAAUCAGACAACAAAUGGAAAAAAUACAUAUGACUUGGCGUUUCUACGAUCCGCUUCUUACAACCUACGGAGGACUGCAAGUCAUUGAUGAAUGGGAAGACCGGCGUUACACGAAUAGUUUUGCGGUUCCACAUAUAAGAGAACGGCCCAAGAAUUGGCUCAAACCCUAUCCUGCUGAUGUUGAUUUGGCGAAGUUGAUGGAGCGAAAUAAUUACUGGCACAUUCCUUUGUGUGACGGAUCCUUCGAGUACCGAGUUUCUGACUUUGAGCAGCGAAGAAAAAACACGUACUCGUACAUGAACAUGCCAUCGCGAACUCCGAUUCUUGAGCAAUACAGUACGCCUUUUCUAAAAAGUAGUGCUCUCUGAACUUGUUAUUUUACAGGUAUCGAUAUGCCGUAUUGCCUAAUUGAUUUGAUGAAGCCAACUUACUACGGAACUAUUGAGUACGACAAGGAAGAUCGGUGGACUUUUAAACAAAUGAAGGAGAGGGACUAUCAACGAGCACUCGAGGAGGAGAUGCGGAGAAAGAAACUGUACCGGUACAGAAUUCCGCAGCGGCAACUGAGAAUACUGCAACGACGGAGAUUGGUGAAGAGGGUCGUGGAGGAAGAUGAUUUGAAGUCUUCAUCGGACGAAGAAGAAAAGAAUAAAAAGGCCGAAGAAGAACGGCAGAAGAAGGCCGAAGCUGAUGCUCUCGAGAAAUUCAAUAAAUUCCUAAGGUUCAUGCGCUUGUUCCGCUUCGAGGACGAUGAAGACGACGAUUUUCCCGAUGAUGCGUCUUAUAUUGGGGACUAUUUCGACGAGAUCGUGCCGGAAGAGCCAGUUAGAAGAAAAGUUGGCACAAUGUGGGGUGGUCUGAGCCUCUACGAUCCCUACUACUUUCCUUUCAACCCGCAUACCAGAAGAAACAUCCGAAUGCUCGCUGAAUUGGAUGCGAUGGAUUAUGAGAAUAAUCUGGGAGGAGGAAAAUUGCUCGAGUGCGCUGAUGAUUACAUGUUUGACGAAAACAAAUUUGGCAAGGUCCCAGUUGGAUCUCCAAACAUUCGGCGUAAAAAAGUCAAGAAACGGAAGAGACUGAGGAGAAUAGUCAUACCCGCGGUGAUGCCUCCUUCUAUUCUCGCAGUGGCCAAGAACAAGACGAAAUCUGCAAAAACUGUUUCGUGGGGACAAAACACUGAGCACAUUCUUCCGAAGGAACGUGUCCCCACAGGACGUCUUCUUAGGAAGACUUUCAAACAGUGUAAAGGAGUUCUGUUUUCCAUGAGUUCAAGAAAGAGAAUACUUGCCAAGCAUUUGAAACCAAAACCAAAAAAGAAAAAGAAGCGCAGCUCCUCUCCACCUAUAUUUAUUAAUCGAGAAGUGAGUUGAACAGUUUUGAGCAAUAUGGUUUAUUGAUUUUUAUUUUCAGAAUGGCAAGAUCAUUAAAAUGAGUGACAAAAGAAAAAAGGGCAAGAAGGGCAGGAAGUGCAGAAAAAGCAAGAAGAGCAGGAAAGGCAGGAAAAACAGAAAAAAUCCAUCGAUCUUCACGAGUCGAGUAACAAUCCCCGCUUGUACUGCGUGUGUUGAUGAACCAUGGCCGUCGAGAGAGAAGUGCAUCGUCUGCAAUCCACACACGGCUAUUUACCGUUGCACAAACAUCGUCAAUACAAAAGAGGUUUUUUGGAAAUUUCAGACUUUACAAAUUCUUUAAUUUUCAGCCAUGCCGUUAUUGCGGAAGUAACCUGUACAAGUUAUCGUGCUCGAUUUAUGAACUACGCGCUGAGUACACUAAGAAGUUCAGACAACUCUUCACCGGCUUCAAAAUUCGAAAAAUGGACAACGCGUUCAAGCGAAGAGUGUCUUACCGGGUCAAAAAGCCAGGACCCGAUACUGCUCUCCCUCCUUGGGCUGCCGUGCCGUACAAGUCUGGAGAUUUUGCUAUGGACACUGUCAUUGGCGUAAGUUGAAAUUAUAAAAAUGUCAACUUAAUUUACGUCUUUCUUUCAGAGAUGUACGGACGAAGAAUUCAGAGAGACGCAGCAAAGAAAUAUCAGCAAAAUGCUACAUCGUGAAUUCCACUACAUCACAUGGUUUAUGGAUGACGAAAAAGCCGAGAAAGUCUAUGUUUCCGAAGAAUUCGACUUGGCAUUUGACAGAGAUGCUGAUGUAAGUUGCACAAACUGUUGAGACCAAAUCUCAUUUGUUUUGUUUCAGAUCAACACUAUGCGUGACACAAUGAACACUAUCAGUCAGGACGGUAAAAUGGACAUGAUGACCACUUACUGCCAGAGAACCGGACAGAGGCUCCAUCGGUGGAUCAGUUACUCAGCACUGGGAACUCGUAUCAAGAAGCAGAACGACAAAAUUGCUUUCCGCAAGCGAGCUGCCGAACGAGAAGCCCGAAUCCUGGCCGGCGAGAUCACUGUAAAGCCAAGUGUGCUGAUUGAAGUGAAGAAGAGAGCAAAAGAGAAGGAGGAGGCGGCCAAGAAGACGAAGGAACUAGAAGAUAGGAAGAAGGCGGCACAGGAACGGAAGGAGGAGAUGAUGUGGAAGAGACUGCCGAUCCCUGAAAUAAUCGACGAUCUGAAGAAAGACGUGACGGUAGCAAAGCCAAAAAAAGAGGAUUGGCUUGAAUCGUCCGGAUCCGAAGAUGAACUUCCUCCGAUUCGCUCUCGAAUUCUCAGCGCUGGAAUCAAAGAGUUUGUUGCCACCAUCCGAGCACACAUGGAACGGAAACCGGCGAAUUUCAAAGGAUUGCGAGUCACUUACGGCAAAAUAUUCGAGAAAAGACCAAUCUUGAAGAACGACAUUGUGCUUGUCAAGGACAGGACUGUCUCCAGAAGGCAGCCACCGCCAUUCCGAGUUCAAAAGCUUCCCCUCGACGAUAGAUGGCUCAACGACUCUUUCACGGUUUCCUUCCUUCCGAACACCUCCAACAACACUUAUCCGAGAGAUCCAAAGAAGUGGACAGUGCCCUUCUACAGUUCUCGACGGCUGAAACUGAGUGCUCGUGAAACCAGAAGAAGAUCAUUGCGUCCUCCGUCUCCACCUCCAACUCUCAAGAAAGUCUACAACAAGAUGAAACUUCUGGAACGUAUUUACUACCAUCAGCAGUACAAAAAGAAGUUGACUGCGACGAGGAAAGCGUUUGUGGCUCGACAGGCUCGGUUUAACCGGAAGCUGAUUGGAUCCCGACAGUUGAAAUCUCGGAACGUCAAACAGUUACUCCGCGAAAGGAAGGGAAUGUCUCAAAGACUUUGGACUACGACUUUGCGUCAAUUGAACAAACCGAAACCAAAGAAGACUGUUACCUUUGGAUAUCCGAUGUAUCAAAGCGAACUCGAGGAGAGGCCAUACAAAGUUCAAAAAGAAGCAGCGCCGCUGUUGCAGUCGACGUCGAAUCCUGUGAAACUGAGUCUCCGGGAACAGUCUCGUCCUUCCUCUAGCUCCGAAGAUGAACUUUGCCCCGUCCGAAUUCCCCAAGUGAGAAAGCUGAAGAAGACAGUGAAAAAGGAUCCGAAAGCAGCAACUGUCAAGGAGACGGCUCCGAAGAGGGAAGAGAAGGUCAAGAAAACAGUCAGAUUCGAAGAGCCGCUCGGAUUGGUUGAGAGGAAAAGGAUGGCACUCAAGAAAGCAACCCCUGUCGUUUUUGAAUCUCCGAAAACUCUGAAACUACCGGAAACAGGCCAACUUGUGCGACGUGACAGUACUCCAUUCCAGCCCAGGGAUUCUCGAAAAAGAAAGGAAAAGGAGACAAAGCAGAUGGAUGCGGAACCAACCAAAUCUGAGAAACGCAGACGCUCCAAAGCUUACCUGCCUGUCGUCCCCGCUGUCCCCAAGAGAAAGCCGAUCAUAACGCUCAUUGAAAGGACUGCGGAUGCAUACCCGCGAAGUGGUCGAAGCGAAGAAAAGAAGGCGACUGUCAACACCGUCAACGAGAAACGCAGGCGCCGGAAGGAGAUUGUCGAGCUACCGUUACCGCAGAAAACCGAGGAGCCGAAACUUCGCACGAAAUCGGAACCUCGUAGCUUUGGAAAAGCUACUCGAGUGAAAGUGAUCUCUCGUCGAUCUCUGUCCGUGGAAUCGUUCUCGCAGCAGAAGAAACUUGUCAGAAAGCUUGUGAAGCUGAAACUGAAAACCACCAAAAUCAGUUAUCCGCUCAUUCCGCCCUUCAAGUCAAGAGAUAUCAUAAAGACGCCGUUGGAAGUCAGCGAGCCGCCAUCUGAAGUGGAUCCAAUGGAAAUUCCGACAAAAGCCUUGGUCUCAGUGAUUGACGAUGGAAGACUUCACAGAUGGACAAGGAAGAUGGAUCCAGUCCGAGAGCCUCUGUCCAGAAGGAGAACGUCGAUGAAGUUCUAUCAGAAACGUUCGGAAGAGUUUAAGACGUCACAAAUCCGAGGGAACAAUUUGUAUUAUCCGUUGAUCCCACGAUGGCUGCCGUCGACACACGAAACUGACCAAGAGGAAAAGUCGCCAUCUCAAUUCAAGUUCCAACACAUGAGAACGAAGCGAUUCACAAAGAAACGGAAAGUUCUUUAUCGCGAACCUGUUUAUCAGCGAGUGUUGAACUACGUGCGCAACCAAGCAAGACUGGACGAAAUAGAUGAGGAAUGUGAGUAUCUGCCUGCGAUGUGUCCGAAAAUUGCUGAUGUUCACCUAAAUCCGUGGAUCUCGUUGCCAAGGAGAAGACACAUGAGAAUGCCUUCCAAGACAGCUCGUCAAAUCGUGAAGGCAAAGACGUCGGCUAUAAAGAAAACGAAGGAGGAGGAGCUCCAACCGAAGCGCCUGUGGAGUGUUCAACCGCUACUCCAACGGAAAUCUCAGCCGAACGAGCCGGAGUUGCAAUCAAAUCUCAACUUGGUGCAGCAAGAAUUUCAAUCAGAACUUCAGCCGGAACUCCAGUCCAAGCCGUCGUCACGUUGUGCCGAAGUUUUCAAGCCGAAGUCCUACCCGCAACCUCAUUCAAUGCGGCAGCCAACAACUCAGGCUAAACUGCCAGCAAAACUUCAAAUGAAGCGGACCGAGCUCCAGUCCAAACGACAGCUGAAAACUCCGUCAAAACUGCCGCCGAAGUCUCAAUCGAAGGUUCCGUCAAAGUCGUCAUCGAAAGUUAAGCCGAAGCCGAAGAUAAAACUGCAGCCAAGAAUUCAGUCGAAACAUCAGCCAACACUGCAACCCAUGUCAUGGCUUCGAAUGCUUCGGAAACUGUCCAACUACAAACUGAAGAUCAGAAGAGUUCCUCUCAGUUCUACGAAAACGCGUCUUCGUCAACCUCGAUUGGUUACCAAACCAAUCGAAGAGCCAUAUCUGAAUCUGAUUGUCGAGCCAACGCCCGAUCUGAAGCCAUGUUUGGUGAAAGGAAAACGCCGGACUUUGAUGCUCGCUUCGAAACCGGUGGAGAAUAACGAGCCGUUCUUUGGUUUCGGUUUCCUCAGAACGACCAGCGAUUCAACGUCGAAAUCAGCACGUCCCUCCUUGCUGAAAUACAAUGUGGAAACCGAUAUGCGAGAGAGAGUGGAAGCUGCUCGUUUGGAGAAGCUAGCACUUGAAGAGAAGAAAAAUGAAGAUGCGGCAAAGACUGAAGAGAAGUCGAUCGACAACGUUGUGCAACCGGUCACCGCUACCGAGUCGGAGAAGAAAGAUGAGCAAGCAGUCCCCGUUACUGAGUCGGAGAAGAAAGAUGAGCAAGCAGUCCCCGUUAUUGAGUCGGAGAAGAAAGAUGAGCCUGCAGCACUGUUGGAAUUUCCCCCACUUCGAUUCUUGAAGCCAGUCGAGCCGUCUACAAAUACUUCGAGUGUUUCUGAAGAACGAUCCAGUCAGGAGAAAGAGGAGAAUCCGGAAUCGCCGAUACCACCAGUGGUUCCAAUGAUUGUUCCGCCACCAAAACUGCCAGCCGACCAGCAGUGGAGAGCUGCAAUGAUGGCGAGACGAAGAAUGGGAAUGAGUAGACCAAUUCCUCCACCACCUAGGAAGACGAUUCCGAAAGAGAAUGAAGAGAAUGAAGCGGAGAAGUCGGAAACUACAAACGAGUCUGUGGCAACUUCGGAAGCUUCUGCAUCAAAACCAGACGACGCAAAACCUACAUCGGCUGAUAUAAGUGGUACCAACACCGAUCAAGGAAACGAAGCUUCAGUCGCUGAGCCGAAGGAAACGCCAUCUCUGCCGGUUGUGGAUUCAUCUUCGGAACCGGCUACAUCAGAGACAAGCAGCGCAAAAUCGACAUUGGUUGGGACAAUUGGUACGAAAGCAGACGCCAGUAAAGGAAACAAGGCGCCAAUUGCUGAAGCGAAGGCAACAUCACUUCUACCUGCUCAGGAUGCAACUUCGGACACUUCUACAGCGCAAACGGGCACAGAAGAACCUUCAUUAGCUGAUAUCAGUGGAACCAAGGUAGACACCGUUGAAGGAAACGAGACCCCAGAUGUUGAGGCGAAAACAACGUCACCUCCACCGAUUGAGGAUGCCACAUCGGAAGCUUCUACAUCAAAACCGAGCAGCGCCAAAUCGACAUUAGCCGUGAUACCCCGUAUCCAGAUAGACGCUGAUGAAGGAAACGAGGAUCCAGUUGUUGAAUCGAAGGAAACAUCGCCUCCACCGGUUGAGGAUGCACCCGACAAAACGGACGAUCAGGAGCCGUCGUCUUCGACAGAACCAUCUGCUGUGGAAGAAUCAAUACCUGAGGUGGAGCCUACUGUUUUCAACACUCCUGUACCGUUGGCGACGUUGAAAGCCGAGGAAGAGAAAAUGCUUCGUUUGAAGGAAGCUGAAAAGGCAUUAUCAGAACUUCCAGUUGUGACUCGGCCCGAACCGACAACAACUACAUCAACUUCAGCUACACCAUCACCACAACCGGGAACUCCGGAACCUUCUGGAAAGAAAAAAUCGUUCUUCCAAAGAUUGCGUGACAAGCCUUUUGUUGCAUUGUUUGGCAGGAGCAAUCAACCGAGCACUGUGCCACCGCCUGCAGCGUCUACAGCGUCGACUUCUGCUCCUAACACUUCUGAAGCAACUACGUCUGCGGCCAACGCUCCUGAUGCAACAACUCAGCAACCAAGAACCUCAGGUCCUGCUCCGGAAUCAGAAUCGGCGACCGAUCUUCAGACUACAGAGAAGGAAGAGCCGUUGCUUCCUAAAAUCAAGAAACCUGAAUCUGGACAAUUGAGAAGAAGAGAUCCUCGUCCGUAUUUUCGGCCAAUCUUGAAAUAUGAUCAAAUUGUGAAAUUUGUGGACGGCAAGGCAAUUCACAAUGGUCCAACGCCGCACAGACCGAGACCUAGGAGACCUCAGAUUGAUAUCCCAAAGAAACCAAAGGUCAAGCCACCGCCGCAACCUUUGAGCAGCUCUUCGGAGGAGGACGAGGUACCCACGCUGUCGAGGAAGAAGGAAGAUGACAAGGAUGAGGGCGACUGUCAACCGUACCCAUACGAGCCUCCAAUGUAUGUCGCCGAGAAGAAUAGUAUGGCGUUCGACAAAAAUCCAGCAAUAAGAUCGAGGAAUCUGGAUAGUGAGAUCAUUAAAUCAGCGAGGAUCUAUCCAGCCGCUGCAAGCUCAUCGGACGAGGAAACACCGGAAGGCGAACCAGCUAAAGUAUUUGGACCGGCCCAUUGCAUUGAAGACAAACACGACCCCUUCAAUUAUCCCCACCAGACGGUCCUGAACAGAUAUCCGGCGCAUCCAAAAACUGGAGAUCCAACGAUUCAAAUGCUCGAAGAAGCGAAGAGGAAGGUCGAAGCGGAGAAGGCCGCUGCUGAAGCAAAGAGGAUUGCGGAACUGCCUGUCGUUGACCUUAAAUAUCCAAUGUGGCCGCGUGUCUUCAAAGGCACAAUUUCUUAUACUCAACACCCUCUCACCAAACCGAAGCCUGUGGAACCUACUCCUGAACCUCCUCCAGCUCCCGUUGAACCCGACACGUCGAACUCGUUUUUCGUGAACAGCAACCUCAAAUUUGGAGUUGGACCGCUACCGGCUGGAGUUGGAGAGCUCACUCCGUAUUACACCGCCGAGAUUGUUGCUAAGCAGCGAGAGGAAGAGCUGAUGGCGGAAAGAGAUGCGUUCAGAAUUGCUGCCCGAGAAGAAGCAAGAGAAGUUGGAAGAGCACUGAACAGAGAAUGGAGACGACGACAGGGACUUCCGGUCGAUACUGACCAGCCAACGAAUGUGGUGGCGACUCCUCAAUCCCAACCACCGACUGCUCCAACCCAAUCCAAACCGUUCACCAUCUUCGGCAUUUAUCCAUUCGGGAGGAAGGGAUCCAGAAGUCAACAGACGCCAGUUACGCCGGCAACCUCUCCUACCAGUUCACCGUCUUCACCUGAACCAGGAUCUCCUGCCGGUACCUCGUCCGGCCAGCAACCUGCAUAUCCUUCCACCGAUCAAAAUGUCGCAGGCCCUCAGAUGAUCAGAGUAGCUGAAGAAGUUGGGAAGGAAAGUAAAAACUCCCGGAAAUUGUCUCGUCGACGUCAACUCAAACUGGAAGAUCCAUCUGCUUUGCAACUGUCUGGGAACACUGCUUUGCCAAGACCUGCGUGUCCCGAACCGGAUGCACCGCCACAUUUGGAUCCACCGAAGGAUGUGCAGAACUACAAAUCUCCGUCGCAGAGAAAGUACUACACAAGACUUGGCCAGGAAUGGAAACCUCCAAAAUCGAAGCGACCUGUGCAAGAACAAGUUCCUGAAGAAGGAGCCUCUACAUCAGCCGCCGUCGAGCCAACUACAACGGAACCACCAGCAGUAGAUGUGGAGAAGCAGCCAGAGAUAAAAAUGAAGAAGAGGGUGAAGAAACAGCCGCCUCCGACUGAGGUCACUCUGGUGCUGGACGGAACUGAACACUUCUCCAAGCUGACGAAGGAGAAUCUUCAACUGCUGGAUCGAGAAUUUGACGUCGUGGGGAAGCCGAUGGAGCAGUCCAUUAUUGCAUCUGCCGAUGAAUGUCUUCCAUUGCUCCCAAUGGAUUUGGUAUCUGUCUAUGGCAUCUUGAAGAAAAUUUCAAACGAAAUGAAAGUCGGCGGCAAGACGAUCAAAGCGGAAGUUCUUUUCAAUCCGAUCUUCGACGACUCCAUAGUCAGAAAGAAGAAUUCUGCUGCGGAAAAGCAGAAAUAUGAGACGGCGAGAGCGAAACUGCAGAGGAUGAUGAAAACCAAGCUGCAGAGAAUGAAGGAUGCUGGAUUCGGACGGCAGACGAAACGAGAAGCUGCAGCCACCGCCGCCCGUCACGCUCGCAAAGUCCGAUUCUUUCAAGCCAACAAAAAACAGAUGAUGCCUGCUCUUUCAACCGACUUCCAACCGAAAUCCAUUUUGAAAAAUCCAAAGCCACCGGUUCAGUGGUAUUAUCGAAUUGAUGGAAUGGGCAACAAGAUUUACUUGAAGAAGUUGGAACCCAGUGAAUGGCAGAGAAAGAUGGAGGAGAAAGCAGCGGGACCAGCACCAGUAUACCGGAAGAAAUCGAGAGCAACUCGCAGUUACUUGAAGUGCUGGGCCAAAGUGAUGAACAGAAUCGGACAUCAGAAGUGGGAUGCAAUGACGGAGAAGGAGAUCGUGGAAGCGAACGGCGGGACAGCACUCAUUCUGCCGAAGGAGAAGCGACCGAAAGACGUAUUGGUACCUGAGCCAGAUUUUGGUGUCUUACUUCCAUCAAGAUCGUUGUCCUCAAUAUCUGUUUCUUCAACUGAAUCACUCACUUCGCUGCUGGAUGCAAGAGCGACAACGCAAGUGAAAGAAGAAGAGGAAGCAGCACCUACGUCAUCUCAAUGUGACCAAACUGCGUCAAUUGCCACUGAUGUGUCAGUCCAAUCGGCUGUUUCGGCCGCAUCAGAACCAACUUUAACCGCUUCAAAAGAGAAGCAAUCUCUACAACAGCCGUCCAAGCAGUAUCCAUUGGUGUAUAUUGGAAUGACCGUUUCCCGUUCGCCAGCUACCUCUACCAGUCAAGUUGAUGCGCCGGAAGCGAUUGCGUCUGUAGCUGAAGAUGGAUCGCAGAUUCUGGAGUAUGUCGGACAAGAGGAGACUUCGGCAACAACAAUCCGACGAAGAUUCGAUCCAUUUGUCCGUCCAUUGAACGCACUGAUGAAAGCCCUCAGCUUGAGCACAACCGAGGUCGGCCUGGAAGCCUCGGACAGAUCGAGACCAAUAGAAAGGAACCGGUUCUCUGGAUUCUUCCGGCGCUCCUCGGAAACGAUGCCCGAGUUUUCUUCUUCAAGACCCGUGUCGUCAUCACCCACGCGUCGACGCUCUGUUCGUUUCCCGGUCACGUCGAUUUCUCAGGGAUCGUCUGCGGAAGACAUUUUGGCUUUGAUGCAGCAACAGCCAAACGCCCUCGAGAAAAUGGAGGAGCUUCCAAAGCCAAAAAUAGAAUUCCCACCACUCGAAUUGCCCGACGAGAUUCCGCCUGGACAACCAAUGUUCUCACCGAGGGAGAAACCUGAGUUCAACCUUGCCGAACAACUGGAACUUCUGAACAAAGGGGACAGAGUAAUUCAUAAUGACGAUUUCUACGGCUGCAGAAUGUCACACGAAGACGGAGUCAAUAGUGAGAUCAUUCGUGAACUUGUCACCUUCGAUUUGGACGAGUACAUGCGGAUGAACACGUUUCCACGACCAUGCGUGAAUAUGAAAGCUUUUGGAAGAUACUCGACGGACAGUAUGAGAGUUCUCGCGAAAUCGAAUGCAGCAAGCCGGAAAGCAGUGGAAAUGGUUGCGCGGAAGUUGAACAAGUGCCAGGGACGAGUCGAGAAAGUGAAGAGGAUUGCGGACAAAAAGCCCAGGAAGAUCCGUGUGCAGUACAAGUUCAAGAAGACCUGCGUGAAAUAUCGGGUGAAAGUGAUGAUUCCGGCAUUGAAAGCCAAUUGUGAUCAAAAGAGACUGCCGGCGAAAGACAUCGGAGCCGAUGAAGAACCCGAAGAAAUAAACCGGACGGUUGACUACGAUGGUGACGACGAUAGUGAAGUAGAGUGCACAGGAAAACGAGGCCGUGUGGGACUGUUUCCCGGAAUCAAGCGAGCAGCGAUUCGAAAGAAUCAGAGAAACCAACUCCUGCGUCAUUACUUCCGAUUCGCCGUUCGAAUGGCCAGAAAAGUUACUCGACGCUCUUUCGGAAUCAAAAAACCAUUCAUUUUCUACGCAUUCAUCAGCCAAGUCAGAAGUCGAAUGCGUCAGUUUAUGCAACUCCGCAAGCAAGAGCAGAAAGAAGUGACGGAUUCUCGCAUUAAGAAGAAUACGUUCCUGGGGCGGCACAUGAAGAAACAAGAAAAAUUGGACAAAAUUCCAAACCUGAAAUGGAUGAGACAAUGUUUGAGCAUCAAAAAGCCUCCGAUCGUUCGGAAAGUGUUAAAAUACGUGAGUUAGCUUAAGGCAAAACGAGAAAUAUUACAUAUUUACAGGGAUCUACAAUCCGAAAACGAGUAAUUCCGGAGAGUUCGAAGUUUUCCGCAUUUAGGAUGAAUGCUCGCCUCGAGGAUUUCUUUGAAUGCCUUGAUCAAUACAUUGAUGUCGGAACACCAAUCAAACUGAUGUUCAAGUCCAUAAAUAUUCUGUUACCGAAAAAAGUGAGUACAGCAGAUAGGGACCGAUAGUAGUUUCACAGUUGCAGAUGUUCGAUCCAAAAACAAAAAUGGUUGAUUCCGACUAUUACCUGACACCUUCACCGUGCGAUACGGACAGCGAUUUCUCCGUCGACACGCCUGUGCACAGAAGAGUCAGGAUCAGGAAAGAGUUUUUCAAGCGCGAGAACUUGGAAUCCACGUACCGCGUCAAAGGACUACCCGGACUCAUCUACCUGGCUCGGCUGGUCCAGGAAAGAGUCGGAGAAGAUAUAAACAGAAACAUUCCGUUCUCUGGAGCAGCCAUGGAAGACUCUAGAAUGAUGGUCUACGUGUCUCCCAUUCGCCGUCUCAUGUUGCUCUCGUUGGGCUUGAAACCGCCAGACCGCGUAAAUCGUCUGAACAAGAAAACAAUAGACGAUGCGCCAUUCAAAUCACUGUUUCGGUACUUGUUCAUGAUGAUGUGCUACGGCAAAGGAGACUUUGUCCGUUACGUAAGUUUUAAUUCAGUUUUUUGCUUGUAUGCAAUCCUUAUUUUUCAGGUAAUCUUCAGAAUAACAAUGGGCCAAGGUCCUCCUGCAAAAACACACGAGCAACUUGAUCUUAGUUUUCAGGCGCACAUGAUGCACAAGAUGUACAAAAAGUGAGCAACUUGAAUUCAGACCUUUUUUUAAUAUUCUUGUGUUUGCAGAAUGGUUUACCUCAAGAAUGGCCGAGAAGCAAGACUCGCUGUUCGAGAACUACUCCGCCACGGAGCUGAAAUGGAGAUUGAGAAUCCAUACGCCAAAAAGUACCGGAUGGGAGAGUACGAUCCACUGCUUUACGGAGAUCAACAGCCGUGGACUGAAGACGAUUGGUUCGCUAUCUGCGACACUUUCAUCGAUGCAACUUGCGGUCCGCAAAACUUAUCACUCAAAGUUUUCAAUGUUUCUAAUUUAGAUCAUCCUGAUGUGGUUGUUCACUGCCGAGCUGCAAUGUUAGGGUUGCGUAUGAUGUAUUUGGAUGCUUACUCGCAGGACAUUGUUGACGACCUCAUUGAAAUGGUUUGUCAAGUUGAAACUAACUUCAAAGUUUGAAGCAAUCGUUUUCAGAAAAUUGACAUGUCCGACAAGUUUCUCUUCAUCAUGAACCUUUCUCCACCAGAGUUUCUACUCGAGAACAUUGUCAAACUGUUCAACAUGUGCCGUGGAUUGGACCGUCUUCCGUUUGUUGGACUAGGAUAUCAUCCGGAUCCGCUUCGCAUUCUGUUUGAAGAGUCCGUGGAGAGUGGUGACCAUCAGCUCGUUGCUCACAUUGCUCGAGCAGGAAGAUGUUUGGAUCGCCGCUCCGGUGAACCAAUGGUAAUUAAUUAUUGGAAAGACACUAGAACAAAACUUCAAAUUUUCAGAUGACCGAUUGUGACUCUGACCGGAUCAAGAAUCGUGACAUUUCUCAAAUCAUGACCGACGUUCUCACCAACUACGACGAAAAAAUGCCGCGAGGAGCGCCAACAUUGGAGGAAGUGUUCCCAUACCGAUACAUUCAUCAUGAAGAUGGAACCGAAAUAAACCAGACUACGUGCGUUUCUUUUUAUCAUUUGCUUAAUGCAUCUUGUCGUUUUUAGGGAAGAACUGGCUGAAGUGGUUGAAGUUGAAGUGACUAGAUACAUGGCUCUUCUAGAACUCACCAAAGGAGCGACUAUUGCAAAGGGAGAUUUGGAUCACAAUCCGAGAUUCUAUCUUCAUCCAAAGAGAUUUUUCGUUAGUGUCCUUACUUUUCCCUAUAGAUCCAUUAUGAAAAUUUUACAGUGGGAGAUUCUAUGUACUGGCUGCAAAAUGACCGUUGCAAAGGCACGAUAUUUGGGAAUAUUGGGUCGAAUCCUUUCGGUGACGACAAUGCCACUGAUUGAGCAGGGAAAAGACAAGAGGAGGUGGCCGAAUGCAAAAACGAUGUCGCCAAGGUUGAAGUAUGAAACCUACAUUGAAUCGUUGGACCCAACUGAGAACAAGAUGCUCAUGGCGAGAGACGUCGAAGAAGAGAAGACGGAUAUUACUAUUGUUUGUUCAAAGCUUUCUUCUCAAAGUUAUUCACAUUUUUCAGUCACCAUUGCCUAUUCGUUUCGCAUGUUACCAAUGUCAAUUCGUACUACCUCGAUGUGUGGUCUGUAUGUGCUCACUCUUCAACGAUCACAUGAAUUACGCUCUGCAAGAUCGAAAUGAGAGCUUCUCUCAAUUUGCCGUCUGCACGGUAAGAAAAACAGAAGAUCUGACGGUUCGGAAUAAUUCAUUUGUUGCAGAUAUGCAAUCAUGGUGGUCAUGUCAAUCAUAUGGCCGAGUGGUUCCAUGACGAGGUAGUCUGCGCAGUUUCUGGAUGUGAUUGCCAGUAAGUUCCAAGGAAUUAUGAGGUUGAGUCGUAUAUCUGAAAUUUUAGAUGUGUAAUACGCAGAAAGACACCGGACUUGAAGGCCCGAGCGACGAAGCAGUUGAAAUUGUCUUCGAAUAUGAGAGCAAAGUCGCAUCUGUGCAAUCCGGAGUGUGCCACCGAAGCGGACAUCGACGAAGGAUACCUUCCGGAUCCCGACAUCGAGUACUUCCGAGAGGAUCGAGAAAGAGAAGAGAGAGAGGAGCGAGAACACAUAAAAAGAGAGAAAAUUGCAAGAGGACUCCCACUCAGCGAUGAUGAAUUAGACGACUGA